UGUCCCUCCGCAGCUUUCGUGUCCAACUCUGCAGUCUGCACACAUCGCCAUUACUCAAAGACACAAUGGCCGUCCCUCCUGCAUACUCAGACUUGGGGAAGUCUGCCAAAGACAUCCUCAACAAGGGCUAUGGUUAUGGAAUUCUCAAGCUGGAUGUGAAGACCAAGUCCCAGAAUGGUGUUGAGUUUGCCACCUCGGGCUCCCGCAACACGGACACGGGCAAGUCGGGCGGCCAUCUGGAGACCAAGUACAAAGUCAGCCAGCUGGGCCUAAGCUUCAACCAGAAAUGGAGCACGGACAACACUCUCGCCACAGAAAUCACCAUGGAAGACCAGCUGGCGAAAGGCUUGAAGCUUGGGCUGGACACCUCGUUUGUACCAAACACAGGCAAAAAGAGCGCGAAACUGAAGACAGCCUACAAGCGCGACUAUGCCAACGUUGGCUGCGACCUGGUGUUCGACAUGGCCGUCCGCAGUCCCACCGUCCACAGCACCGCCGUGCUGGGCUACCAGGGUUGGCUGGCGGGCUACCAGGUGGCGUUCGACACCGCCAAGUCCAAGCUCACCAUGAACAACUUCGCUCUGGGAUACAAGGCCCCCGACUUCCAGCUUCACACCAGCGUCAAUGACGGCACAGAGUUUGCCGGCUCCAUUUACCAAAAGGUGACCAGCAACACGGAAACUGCGGUCCACCUGGCCUGGACGGCCGGAAGCAACAACACACUCUUUGGAUUGGGAGCCAAAUACCAGCUGGAUAAGGACAGCUCUCUUUCUGCCAAAGUCAACAACACAUGCCUCGUCGGAGUAGGAUACACACAAACGCUCAGGCCAGGAAUCAAGCUGACACUCUCAGCGCUCCUCGACGGCAAGAACGUCAACGGCGGCGGACACAAGAUGGGCCUAAGCUUCGAGCUGGAUGUGUAAAGAUGACGAGAAGAAAGUAACGAUACCACAGAAGGAAACAGAAGAAAAUGAAAGAGCCCAAAUGUGACGACACCUCCAAGGUCCAACCAGCAACACUAAAUCACAUCUUCACACACACAGUCCAAGGGCUUGUUUCAAUGCAAUACCAUUUAAAUACUUUGAUAGUUCAACAAUACAAUUUUCAUUUUGCGUUAAAAUAAAGGAGGGAGUUUGUGGCUACUUUAUAUUUAGUGGCUGAAUGGUUCAUAUCCUGGCUCAAAUAUAGGUUCAAGUGAAUUUUUAUUUCUUGAAUGGGUAACUUUAAGCAGGAAAUGACACGAGAAACAUAUGUUUAGAAUUUCUUUCUUCAGCUAAGAUACCCAUUUAGUGUUCACGUUAUCUUAAAAUGUAAGACCGCAUACAUUUAAGAUUAGAAUGUAAAUGCUUUGGCUAUUGAAUUUCAUGUAUUUAACCGUAGAGAACUUUUCAUACUUUUUCUGCCACUUUGCCAAAUUACCAUGUCUAUCAUACACAGUGCAAUAAUAGAUAGAAUGUCAAAAUAUCCAAGUGAGCAAGUGGACCUUGAACUCAUUUUCUCCUCGGCGCCUUCAGUUGCUCAAAGGUUUAUUUUGUGUGUGUGUGUGUGUGUUCUACACCAGUUCAGCCUGGAAACCAUCCACAUUUCACUUGAUCUGCGUGUUGUGCUUUGUAUAAGAACUUCAGUCAACAGUUACAACCUCAGUGAUUUUUUUUUUUAUUUAAUCAGUGGAAUAAAAAAAUAA
This is a messenger RNA of Phycodurus eques (leafy seadragon), 1684 nucleotides long. RefSeq names its product voltage-dependent anion channel 3 (gene vdac3). Gene Ontology annotation, cellular component: mitochondrial outer membrane. The record is from RefSeq and is a predicted model, not a curated record. Gene Ontology annotation, biological process: monoatomic anion transmembrane transport. Gene Ontology annotation, molecular function: voltage-gated monoatomic anion channel activity. NCBI's taxonomy places the organism in Eukaryota, Metazoa, Chordata, Actinopteri, Syngnathiformes, Syngnathidae. The transcript has 9 exons. Bases 66 to 923 code for a protein of 285 amino acids.